GGCCAAGUACUUUUUUGAUUCUCUUUUCCUUUCUAUUUUUUAUAAAUUGGAAUCAUAAAAUUGAAAUCGAUCGACUAAUUUGUAACAUAACAUCCAUCUCAUAUCUCAAAAUCCUCAAACCUCACUCAUUCUAUACACAGCAAACAUGGCAGGCAUAAUCCGCAUAACCAUGUUCAAAGUACCCUCCCAAGCAUCCCGGGACACCAUGCUCAAGAACUACGAGACCUUAUCUAAAAAGGCCGUUAAGGAAUCAGCCCCCUACAUCGUCUCCCUACAAGCUGGCGAAACUCAAGCCAACGAUCCCCGCACCCAAGGCUUCUCCGUGGUCGCAAAGACUGAGUUUAAGAAUCUGGAGGAUAUGAAAUAUUACGAGGAUUCCUGUGAAGCACAUAGAUGGUUCAAAAGCGAGGCAAAGACUUUGGGGGUUGAGGGGAUGUGCUGUGUGUACUAUGAGCCAAGUGUUGUUGCUUAAGUGGUGCUCUUGGAGGGGGAACGGAAGUGAAGAAUCGUGAUUAUACAGGGUUCUGUGAGAUAAAAACAGGCACAAAAAGUGAAGGUUAUGAUCCACGGCCGUCCCAAUAGAAGAAAGAUCGAUUUAGAUAGUUCAUUGCACAAUCAUGAUCCACAUAAAGUCAGCAAGUUCAUGACAGGCUCUAUAGUUUGAAUGGUGGAAAUUGACGCAAUUAGUAAUGGGUACUGUGGGCUUAGUGGUCACAAUCAUUUUGGCAGCAGGCCAAAUGGUCUCCACUGGUGCUUACGAUGCAAGGUGUUUCAAAAUGCCUUU
Molecule: messenger RNA, 784 nt
Organism: Botrytis byssoidea
Lineage: Eukaryota; Fungi; Ascomycota; Leotiomycetes; Helotiales; Sclerotiniaceae
Exons: 2
Coding region: 146-472 (108 amino acids)
Source: RefSeq, a predicted model, not a curated record